AUGCAUCAUCACCAGAAUCUUGGCGAAGCAAAUGCCAUGACGGGAAUGCUACCACCACACUACGAAACAAUGGCUGCUCUAUAUGAGCCGCCUAAACCAAGGUUUGUCUUUAAGAUGCCGCGCGUUGUACCCGACCAGAAGUCCAAAUUUGACAGCGAUGAGCUGUUCCGUCGACUGGGCCGCGAAAGCGAGAUACGCUACACUGGCUACCGAAAGCGUGCAAUGGACGAGCGGAAGAUACGCUUUGCCAACGAUUGCCGCGAAGGCUACACUGAAAUCUCAUUUGUGGCUACGGGCACAAAUAUCCAGUUGUACUUCAACUCCAAUCAUAAUCCAUAUGUGCACGAGGCAGAGUGUAAUUUUGAAAAGGAACGUGGCAAGGUGUAUCUUCAAUCUAAUUUUAUAAUGAAUGGCGUUUGUGUGCACUUUCGUGGCUGGCUUGAUAUGGAUCGUUUGGACGGAGUGGGCUGCCUGGAGUACGAUGAACAGCGGGCCCUACAAGAGGAUGCCCAACUUCGGCAACAGAUCGAAAGCUAUAAUCAACGGAUGGUUGAAUCGAAACGCAUGUACGCACACACUCCCCCCGAAGAUAUCAUUCACCAUACUAAGCCUGGUGGUGGUGCGUCGACGAUGCGGUGGUAA
Molecule: messenger RNA, 642 nt
Organism: Scaptodrosophila lebanonensis
Lineage: Eukaryota; Metazoa; Arthropoda; Insecta; Diptera; Drosophilidae
Product: protein brother
Exons: 1
Coding region: 1-642 (213 amino acids)
Biological process (GO): regulation of transcription by RNA polymerase II
Cellular component (GO): core-binding factor complex; nucleus
Molecular function (GO): transcription coactivator activity; sequence-specific DNA binding
Source: RefSeq, a predicted model, not a curated record